AUGAUAACAAGUGAGAUAAAACUUAACGCACAAAUACAGAUCAAUAACGGUAAAAUGAUAUUUAACUCAAUUGAUGAUUUUUCGGAUGCGAGAAUUAUUGAACAGAUUAAAACUAACAAUAUCGAUACAAUUAAUAUCGAAAACAAUAUCAAUGAAAUAAAAUACUUUUUGGGAAUAGAGUUCAUCAAAAACGUUAAUAUUAAUUCAGAUCAAACUGUGACUCUCUCUGAUUCACUAUUCUAUGGAUCAAGAAAUAUAGAAACAAUAAUUUGUACAAAUAAUAUUGUUGUUGGUCCAAAGUGUUUUGAACAAUCUACAAUAAGAAACAUAGAUUUCACAAAAAUAACGGAAAUAGGUGAAGAUGCAUUUAAAAACUGUUUUAAUAUAAAGAGUGCUAAUCUAAAAUCAUUGAUAAGUAUAGGUAAUUCUGCAUUUGCUUCAAGUGGAUUAGAAUCUGUGAUCAUUCCUUCAACAAUAUCAAAAAUUCCUGAUCAUUGUUUCUAUCAAUGUCCAAAUCUAACAAAUGUUGAAUUCAAAGGUCCUGUUGAUAUUUAUCAAUAUGCAUUCGCAGAUUGUUUUCAAUUGUCAAAUGUUGUUCCUGGAUUUGAACAAAUUUCUCAUAUCAAACAUUAUGGAUUCAGAGGAUGUUCAGUUCAUAAACUAAAAUCCAACGACUGUGAACUUGGUGGUGGUGUUUUCCAAAAUUCACACGUCGAAAGUAUUGAUGCAACGAAUCUUAAGAUUGCAUCUAAAGAUUUCCGAGGUUGUCGAAAUCUUGUUUAUGUCAACAUCACAGGAACACUCGAAAUUAUUGACGGACCUCCUCCAGAAGUUCCUUAUUACUAUGAAAUGUGA
This is a messenger RNA of Trichomonas vaginalis G3, 855 nucleotides long. RefSeq names its product ribonuclease inhibitor domain-containing protein. The coding region runs from base 1 to 855 and encodes 284 amino acids. The record is from RefSeq and is a predicted model, not a curated record. The transcript has a single exon. Lineage: Eukaryota; Parabasalia; Trichomonadida; Trichomonadidae.